Messenger RNA from Fonsecaea erecta, 2805 nucleotides. RefSeq lists its product as hypothetical. Gene Ontology annotation, molecular function: ATP-dependent DNA damage sensor activity; ATP binding; mismatched DNA binding. Gene Ontology annotation, cellular component: nucleus. The record is from RefSeq and is a predicted model, not a curated record. The transcript is spliced from 4 exons. The coding region runs from base 1 to 2805 and encodes 934 amino acids. Lineage: Eukaryota; Fungi; Ascomycota; Eurotiomycetes; Chaetothyriales; Herpotrichiellaceae. Gene Ontology annotation, biological process: chiasma assembly; mismatch repair.
AUGCCAUCAUCGGCUCUGGGAUGUGCCACGUCUCGCCGGGGCCGUGGUCGCAGUGGCCGAGCCAGAGGACGAUCACACGCUGGCACAUCUCGGAAUCGACAGGGUAUCCAGCCCUCUCGAUAUUCGCGCAAUGGGAGAAAUUCCUCUGCGACUCCAUCCCAGGCUGCCUCCAACGACCGCUCAACACCUAUUCGUGCGACUCUCUCCCCUCAGAGCGAAGGAGUUUACCUUGACGUGCCCCGGGACGACGACUUCCUGGAGCAGGUGAUCGUGGCCGUCGACAUCAAGGGCCGAGGUGAAAUAGGCUGUGCGUACUACAUCGCGGGCGAGGAGAGACUUUUGUGCAUGGAAGAGGUCAUGGGUGGUGCCGCCGACGUCGUUGACAAAUUGAAACUGGACCUUCAGCCCACUAGAGUCAUCCUCUCCCUCCGCUCAGAAGCUACUGCGGCCUCCGCCGAUGCUCGGUUACGCCAAAACGUAUCGCUGGUGGACGGUGAUGGCGAUCGACAACCUCUGCCGUAUCAAAUUGAGAUACGCCCGACACCGGAAUUCAACUAUGAGGACGCUCUGAACAAGUUGGUCGGACUCUGCUCCUUUGCCGACAAUCCCUCGACUCAAUUCCUCGUCCCGGGCGACUCCGUGGUGUACGACGAAAGGCUGCCGCCAGAAGAGCUCGGGCUGACCAAGAGACGAGGAAAGCUGAUGCAGAUAUCUUCGUGGUUGGAUCUCGACAACAGAAUCAGCAUCGGCUGUGCGGGUGCCAUCGUAUCUUGCUUGCAGCGAAGACGAUCGGCCGCCUACCUGCCCGGAGAUCCAGACGCCAACCACACCUUCCGUAUCGCCCGACUUGAAAUGUUCAACCUCCGGGGGACCAUGCUCGUGAACAAUGAUACCCUAGUCUCGUUGCAAAUUAUCCAGCCCGAGUCUCAUCCCAACGCAUUCAACCAAGGGCCUGGCGCCUCCGGGGCGAAGGAAUCGCUCUCAAUCUACGGCCUCUUCCAGCACCAUGCCCGAACACCACAAGGCAAGAGCCGCCUUCGGGAGGCUUUCCUGCGACCGUCCCUUGACAUGGAGCUGAUCAACAGCCGCCUCGACUUCAUUUCCGUCUUCGUCCGGCCAGAGAAUCAAUCUGUGCGUGAACAACUCAGCAAGAGCCUCGGGCGGAUCAAGAAUAUGCGGAACACCGUCACUCUGCUGCACAAGGGCAUUGACGCCGGUAAGUCCAAGCAGAACGCGUUCAAGGGCAGCGUUUGGGAGUCCCUUCUGGGUUUCUGCUACCACGCCAUCGACGUUGCAGAGACGCUCCGAGAGGCCCUGGGCGCCGGGCACCUGCCCCUGUGCGUCCGUGCCGCCGAGGCACUCGACCGCUAUGGCCUCAAGAGGAUCGGCCGCAUGGUCAACGAGGUCGUGGACCGCGAAUCGUCGAUUGACCAGCACCGCACGGUGGUGAACCGCGGCGUCAACGAAGACCUGGACCAGUUGAAAGAUGUCUACAACGGCAUGGAAGAGAUCUUGGACGAAAAGGCUCGCGACAUCCAGCUGCUGAUCCCGCGAGAGUUCAAUGUCGAAUUGAACGUCACCUACCUGCCACAUCUGGGGUUCCACCUGACCAUCCCCCGGGAUCCAGCAACCGGCCGGGCGAUGUACGAUGGGCAAGAACUGGCGUGGCAGCUCAUGUUCACCACGCCAGCCCAGGCCUACUACAAGGACGCCACGAUGCACGAGAUGGACCAUGAACUGGGCGAUCUGUACUCUGCGAUCUGCGACAUGGAGGUCGAAAUUGCCUACGACUUGGCUCAGAACGUGCUCCAGGACGAAGGUCUUCUGACCGCGGCGUCUGAUAUUUGCGGUGAACUGGACUGCUCGUUGGCCUUUGCCCACGUCGCGCACCAAUAUCACCUGAGCCGGCCCACGAUUACGGAGGACAACAUCAUCGAGAUCAAGGGCGGCAGACAUCUGUUGCAAGAGAUGACCGUGCCCUCGUUUGUGCCCAAUGACACCUAUCUCGUGGGAGGGAAUGGAGAAACCGAUCCGGCAGGACCAAGCAUGAUAUUGUUGCCCUGGCAGUAUACAUGGCCAGAUGGUUCAUUCCUCCCCGCCGAGUCCGCAACCAUCGGCAUCACGGACAAGAUCCUCACGCGCAUCGCAGCUCGAGAGACCGUGUCCAAAGUCCAGUCGGCCUUCAUGAUCGAGAUGCAGCAGAUUGCCAUCGCUCUGAAUUCCUGCACCCGACGAAGCCUACUGGUGAUUGAUGAGUUCGGGAAAGGCACGGACACAUUUGACGGGGCCGGCCUCGCGGCAGGAGUGUUCCAUCACCUGCUUGCCCUGGGACCUCAAGCUCCGAAGACGCUGGUUGCGACACACUUUCACGAGAUCUUCGAGUUGGGACUCUUCCGCGCAGUACGGAAUGUUGCUUUUGCACAUAUGGAGGUUCAACUCGAUGAAAGAGAUAGCCCUGGUGUCGGCGAGGCCAACAGCCAGGUUACCUAUCUAUUUAAUCUUCGCCCGGGCCGCAGUAGUUUGUCCUACGGCGUCCAGUGCGCUGCGUUGAACGGCGUCCCGGCAGAGAUUGUCGACCGAGCAGUCGCAAUCGCUCGAUUGGCGCAACAGGGAGAGGACCUUGUAGCGAUAUGUUCGGCCAUGAACGAGGAUGAAGUUGAAAAGUUGCGGAGCGCGGAGCGGGCGUCCCGGAUGUUUCUGGGUGAGGACUAUGAACGCGACUGGACGACGGAGGAACUGGUGUCUUCUUUGAAUGCCAUGCUAGAGGUCGACAGAGACCCAGAGGAGACGACUGUGUCGGAAUGA